Mytilinidion resinicola is the source of this 1158-nucleotide messenger RNA. Its product is annotated as XAP5-domain-containing protein. Gene Ontology annotation, cellular component: nucleus. Lineage: Eukaryota; Fungi; Ascomycota; Dothideomycetes; Mytilinidiales; Mytilinidiaceae. Gene Ontology annotation, biological process: chromatin organization. The record is from RefSeq and is a predicted model, not a curated record. The transcript is spliced from 3 exons. The coding region runs from base 1 to 1158 and encodes 385 amino acids.
AUGGACCCCUCCAACCCGUCCUCGGCCCCACCGUCGCGGACUUCAACCCCAAACCCAGCCACCGCCUCGCGCUUCACCUCCCAAGCCGCCACCGCCGAAGACCUGCUCAAAGAACAAACUGUCGGCCUCGUACACCUCUCCGACUUCCGCAAGCGCCGCGCUGAGGCCCUCGACCGAAAAGACAGAGAGCGCGCAGAUGCAGCUCUAGCCCCGAAGUCGAAGCAGGGGACGCCGAGCGCGUCUGGCGCGAGCACGCCUCAGGACAGAGCAUCGACGCCGCGGCCCCUGAAAAAGAAGCGGAAGGAUCCUGCGAAGGGGAAACUGUCGUUUGGGUUCGAUGAUGAAGAGGACACGGGCGAGAGUGCCGUGCCCACGCCGCGGUCGGCUACGCCGAAUGAGCAGGGCGCUAGCGAUGGUGCGGAGGAGAAUGGGACUGUGGUCAAGAAGAAACUGGGUCCGAAUUCGGCGGUGAAGUUUGUGCCAAAGGCGAUGUCGAAGUCGGCGUUGUUGAGGGAGGCGCAGACGAGGGAGCAGUUGAGGAAGGAGUUCAUAUUGAUGCGGGAUGCGGUGAAGGCGACGGAGAUGCUGCUCCCGUUUGUGUUCUAUGAUGGGACGAAUAUACCCGGGGGCGUGUGUCGGGUGAAGAAAGGGGAUCCGAUAUGGCUCUUUCUGGACAAGGCGAGGAAGGUUGGCGCAGAGACGGGUGGUGGUGGUGGGGAUAAAAGUAGGAGGGAGUGGGCGAGAGUUGGUGUGGAUGACCUGAUGCUUGUGAGAGGGGAGAUCAUAAUUCCGCAUCACUACGAGUUCUACUACUUCAUGGCGAACAACACAAUCGGUUUCAACGGGCCCCUCUUCAACUACUCGGCACAGCCGACAGCUGCGACACCUUUAUCGGACGAUACGACGCCCAUAGACCCUGCUACUUUCGACCCUCUAGCGCGGCCAGAGAAGAAAAAGGAGAAGAAAUCUGCCAUUCCAGACUCCGAGCUGGAAGGCAACACUGAAGACCCUACUGUGACCAAGGUGGUGGAUCGACGCUGGUAUGAACGAAAUAAGCAUAUCUUCCCGGCGAGUGUGUGGGAGGACUACGAUCCAGGCAAGGAUUAUAGCAAGGGGCAUAGGAAAGACACAGAAGGCAAUUCGUUCUUCUUUUCAUGA